AUGGAUCCGCCAAAAAUUCCCUGGGAAUUCCACCCCUACCCCUCGCGGGGUCUGGCAUCCUGCUUCGGGAUCUGCGCCCGGAAUCACCUGGAGGAAACUCUGGAAAAAUUGGAGGAAUUCGUCAAAUCCGACGCCUUCAGGAAAUCCCAGGGAUUGUUCAGCCUCUUCAAGGAGCGCAGCGAGGGCGAGCAGGAGAAGCAGCGCGGCGCGCUGGUGCUGUGCUACGGCCGCGUGGGCGCGGCGGCGCCGCCGCAGCUGCUGCGCUCGCGCCUGGAGCCGCAGCUGCUGCAGCGCCUGCUGCUGCACGGCCGCACCAAGGACCCGGUGCUGAAGCUGAGCCUGGCCCGGAGCAUCUCCAUGAUCGCCCGAGCCCUGGCCUGCGGGAAUUCCGGGAAGGAUUCCGGGAGUUUUGGGAAUUAUCCCGGGAACGGCCCCGGCGGCGCCGGCAGCAUCGCCCACAAGGCCGAGCUGGUGGCGCUCAUGGUGGAAUUCCUGAGGGCGGAGCCUCCGGACGCGCUGCGGACGCGGCUGCGGCAGCGAGCGCUGAGCGCCUGCGCCCACCUGGUCGCCCUGGAUCCGCCCCUGAGCGAUGCCGAGCGCUCCGAGCUGCUGGACACGGCCCUGGGAUCCGUCCUGGUGCUGCCCCCGCCGGAAUCCGGGAAAAACCGGGACGAGCCCGGAGCCCAGGAUCUGCUGGAGGAGGCGCUGGGGGCGCUCUCGGAGCUGCUCCAGGGGCUCCUCCGGAGGCGCCUCAGCCCCGACGGCCUCCAGGAGCUCUUUGCCCACUUAGGGCCCUGGAUCCGCUCCCCGCGGGGGCCGGAGCGGCAGCGAGCGCUCGGCCUCGCCAGAGCCCUGCUGGGAACCUUCCUGCAGAGCCUGCGCCUCCGCUCCGUGACCCCGUUCCACGCCCUGAGCCCGCUCCUGGCCCUGCUGGCCCCGCGCUGCUCCGACGGCAUUCCCGAGAUCCGCCGCGAUUCCCUGGAGUGCGUCCAGUGCCUGCUGCGCAUCCAGCUCUGCUACCAAGGGUUUUCCCGGGAUCACCGGGACGAGCUGCUGGAGGGGCUGCGGGCGCUGCACCAGGGGCUGCAAAAUCCUGAUUCUUCCGUCCUGUUCCACACCUGCGGCCGCCUGGGAGCGCAGGUGCCCAACCACCUGAUCUGGCUGAUUUUCUUCUACUGGUUCUUCCACUCGUGCCUCAACGUGGUGGCCGAGCUGCUGCAGUUCGGGGACCGCGAGUUCUACCGCGACUGGUGGAACUCGGAGUCGGUGACGUACUUCUGGCAGAACUGGAACAUCCCGGUGCACAAGUGGUGCAUCCGGCACUUCUACAAGCCCAUGCUCCGGAGGGGCGUCGGCAAGUGGACGGCGCAGGCGGCCGUGUUCCUGGCCUCCGCCUUCUUCCACGAGUACCUGGUGAGCGUCCCCCUGAGGAUGUUCCGGCUCUGGGCCUUCAUGGGCAUGGCCGCGCAGAUCCCUUUGGCGUGGCUGGUGUCGCGCUUCCUGCGCGGUCACUACGGCAACGCGGCCGUGUGGAUGUCGCUGAUCCUGGGCCAGCCCAUCGCCGUGCUCAUGUACGUGCACGACUACUACGUGCUCAACUGCCCGGGACAGCCCUGACCCGGGACAAACCCGGGAUAACACCCGGGAUAACACCGGGACAC
Molecule: messenger RNA, 1661 nt
Organism: Motacilla alba alba
Lineage: Eukaryota; Metazoa; Chordata; Aves; Passeriformes; Motacillidae
Gene: DGAT1
Product: diacylglycerol O-acyltransferase 1
Exons: 15
Coding region: 1-1617 (538 amino acids)
Biological process (GO): triglyceride biosynthetic process
Cellular component (GO): endoplasmic reticulum membrane
Molecular function (GO): diacylglycerol O-acyltransferase activity
Source: RefSeq, a predicted model, not a curated record